Messenger RNA from Penaeus monodon (black tiger shrimp), 357 nucleotides. Its product is annotated as exoskeleton protein RP43-like. The record is from RefSeq and is a predicted model, not a curated record. Lineage: Eukaryota; Metazoa; Arthropoda; Malacostraca; Decapoda; Penaeidae. The transcript has 3 exons. Bases 1 to 357 code for a protein of 118 amino acids.
AUGGGAGUCAUUCAUACCAAUGACUCUUGGAUCCUUCGUAUGUUCCGAGCAGUAUGGAUAACUCUCAGGUCGGUGACAUCAAGCAAUUACUAUGUGGACAACCAGAGUAUCGAAUGGCGAAUCGAGGUCACGGAAGGCAAACGCGUUAGGCUGACGUGGCAGAGCUUCGAACUUGAAAUCUAUGACACCGCUGAAGUGGCCGAUCCCUGCACGGGGCUUCCAUACUCUUGGAGCACAUAUACUGGCACUGAGCUACCUCCACCGUUCACGGCCAGCGGGAAGGAGUUGAUCAUCAGGUUCACUACAGAUGUGUCAGUAAUUCUUCCGGGUUUCUCACUUUCUUAUGAGGCAGUAUAA